Molecule: messenger RNA, 1455 nt
Organism: Bathycoccus prasinos
Lineage: Eukaryota; Viridiplantae; Chlorophyta; Mamiellophyceae; Mamiellales; Bathycoccaceae
Product: threonine dehydratase
Exons: 2
Coding region: 1-1455 (484 amino acids)
Biological process (GO): L-serine catabolic process; L-threonine catabolic process
Molecular function (GO): threonine deaminase activity; L-serine ammonia-lyase activity
Source: RefSeq, a predicted model, not a curated record
AUGUUCGCGACGCAAUCUUUAACCAAGCAAUUCAACUCGACGGCGACGACGACGAGUUCGUUGACGCGCAAGCAACAAAAGCAAUCUCGAAGACGCGCGGGGAACCAAAUCACGCGCGCGUCUUCUGCCAACGUUGAAAAGCCGAAAGAUUCUCCACCACCAACUUCUUCGGCAACUGCGACGAAUCCUCCGACCCCGCCGAAAAAAGAAGAUCGCAAAAUUGUCAACGGUCAAGACGUUCCAUCUUUCGAGGAUAUCUCCACCGCGCACUUCCGAAUCAGUUCAGGUGUGGUCCGAACGAGAUGCGUCGAGUCUCACGCCAUGUCCAAGGCCACCGGAAGCAGAAUUUUCUUCAAGCACGAGUGGGAACAACGCACCGGGAGUUUCAAAGAAAGAGGCGCGAGAAACGCUUUGAUGUCUUUGUCGGACGCUCAGAAGAAGAAAGGUGUCGUCGCCGCAUCCGCCGGUAACCAUGCGUUAGCGUUGGCCUACCACGGAGCUAAACUCGGCAUUCCAGUUACGGUUAUUAUGCCUUCGAUUGCCCCGUUGACGAAAAUUACCAAGUGCAGAGACUUGCAGGCGAGAGUUAUCCUCCACGGCGCGACGAUUGCAGACGCCGCAAAGUACGGCAAAGAAGAGUACGAGAAGAAGGAGGGGUUGAAAUACAUCAACGGCUUCGACGAUUUUGAAAUCAUCUCUGGUGCGGGCUCAAUGGCUCUGGAAAUUUUAGAAGACGUCAAAGACGUGGAUGCCAUCGUCAUCCCAGUCGGAGGCGCCGGUUUGAUUGCUGGUUGCGCUUUGGCCAUUAAAACGUUGAAGCCAGAUUGCUUAGUCGUUGGCGUUGAAGCCGAUCGAUGCCAAUCCAUGAGCGCGGCGUUGAAGGCGGGUAAACCUACACUCGUUCCUUCUGGAGCUACUUUGGCGGACGGUUUGGCUGUGCCAACCGUCGGACCGCGAUCCUUCGAGACGUGCAAAGAUUUGAUCGACAUCAUGGUGACGGUUUCAGAGAGAGACAUCGCGACGGCGCUUUUACGAUUGGUAGAGUUGGAGAAACUCGUCCAAGAAGGUGCGGGUGCUUCAGGCUUAGCGGGUAUUUUGGCAAAUAAGAUACCGCAAUUAAAAGGUAAAACCGUGGCAGUUGCGCUGUGUGGAGGUAACAUUGAUACGAGCACAUUAGGAUACUGCAUUGAACGUGGCUUGGUCGCCGACGGGAGACUCAUUAAAUUUGAAGCCGUCGUGAGUGACCGUCCGGGAGGUAUUGCGGGAUUAUGCGGGGUUAUCGCGGAGGCAGGAGCGAGUAUUAAGCACAUAAACCACGACCGCGCGCGCCUUGGUGAAGAAAGUCACUCCGUGUUGGUCACGGUCGAGUGCGAGUGCACCGGUCCGGAUAUGGGGAAGGACUUGAUUCAGCGCUUGGACAAGAACUACAAAAUCAUCAGCACGAGCAUGUUGUAA